Molecule: messenger RNA, 7150 nt
Organism: Amoebophrya sp. A120
Lineage: Eukaryota; Dinophyceae; Syndiniales; Amoebophryaceae
Source: the annotation of a GenBank genome assembly
AGGCGACCAGUGAUGUGACAUGUGUUUCCAUAGGGAUAUGCUCCACCACAAACACGAAUAAUAGGGAGAUUCAACGCUCUGCUUUGUUUUGGAAACAAAUCUCUAGCAAGCAGCUCGUCUCCAGAAAUCAAAUGAAACUGUACUUACUUCUAGCGAUCAAAUUUUUAGAAGUAGCAGCUGCUAGCUUUCUUCAAGAUGUGUCGUGUCAAAUCCGGCAUUUUACUAAGGUCGUUGAAGUUUUUUGAUUGGUAAAAGCUGCGAAACGGAUCGAGGUUAUUUUCGCGUUAAGUUUUUUCCCUCCGAAUCUGAAAGACUCCAUACAAAAGAAUAUGUCGUUGUCCACCCGGGAGCCCCUAAAGCCGGGGAAGGAGACCUCCCCCCGCAUCGUCCUUGCCGGCCUGGCAAAAUCCGGGAAGUCCUCAAUCGCAAAGGUGAUCUUCCAGAAGAUGCCACCCCACGAAACCCUCUUUCUGGAAACGACACACAAAGCAGAGAUGAAGCACGUGAAGCACAACUCUCUGAUCCAGUUCCAGGUCAUCGACUCCCCCGGCGCGGGGUGUAUUGUAGAGGGGAACGACUACUCUUUCGUCGAAGUCCUCGCCAAGCCGAACUUCACCGGGCAGCCCAACGCCUUCGUGUUCGUGUUUGACGCGCAGGAAGAUCCAUCGAACCAGCAGGAGGCGCUGAAGCACUGCCACCGGCUGAUAACUAUGCAGUGCAAAAGUAUCGUACUCGUAUAACUAUAAAUGCAUUACAAAUUUCCUCAGCAUGAGAGAUCAAAUUUGUAAUGCGGAUUUACCUCAACAAAAAAAUUUGUAAUGCAUGAUUGCAAUACCAAUACGAGUACGAUACUUUUGCAGAGGAUAAUAACAAAGGUGUACGACCGGCUGCCGAAAACUUCCUUCGAGAUCUUUGUGCAUAAGAUAUGCAUGGCAAAAGUAUCGUACUAGUAUAAAUCGCAUGACAAAUAAUUUGCUUAGAAUGAGAAAUGUAAUUUCGACCAGGCAUGCCGCAAGGAUCACCGCUGUCAGGCGGUGUAUUCAACCUGCAUCACAUCCCCCUGAUAAGGUAUCUCUUGGAGCUAAAUCCGGACGGCAUAGUAACGCAGUACAGUGACGACAACACACAAACCGGCUUCAUGAGUAGACUGAAGCAGAUGAAAAAUUUUCUAGUUUCCUGUGGGCGAAAGUUUUUCAUUUUUUUCGAGAAAGAUAAAAGCGAAACAAUUUUCUAUGGUCAGAGCUUUCAAGAUGAUCCGCAAGAAGCGGGAAGGUUUUUGGGGUUCUUGUUUGACGGCACGUGGACUCAUAAUGCAAUGUCAGAUAAGAUAAUAAAGGACAUGACUAAGGAGGCGAGCACUUGCUUAGGCCUGAAGACGUUGAGGACCGACUACCAAGAAGGUAGAUGUAUUUGAAAGUCUUUGCUAUUCCGCUUUGUCUAGCACGGGGUCCCCGCAGUAUCCCUGCUUCUCUUCCAAAGCAAAGCUAAAAAUUGAAAAUACAACUUCCAACAAAUUAAAAGUUUUGUUAGGUCUGCCCAGAAGAGCGCCCUCCACAGCUCUGUUUGAGUCCACUGGACUCCUUAGGCCUCACGCUAUGUUUUUGCGCGAGAAUUUAAUGACAUUUUAUAAAGGUCUUGCAAAGAACUUGUGGGAAGAAAGUGGUGAGGAGCUGACAGGGGCAGAGUAUGGGAUGGGGAGUAAUCUACAAAUAAACCCGAUAGCAGGGGAACCGAUAAGAGAAAAAUGGACCACGAUAAUGAGAACGAUAAGCAAAGAAAAGUUGUCAGAUAUACAUGAAGCAGUGGUAGAAUCACCAUUGAAAAUUAUUCGCCGAUGCUGGAGAGGGGUCAGAGUGUCGGUCUCCACCAUGGACGACGUAGGACGACAGUGGGGCUAUGACAGCCUCACAAAAAUCAAAAACGUGGACGAGAUCAACCGGACAAGAAAGAGGACAUCGUGGCGGCAAGAUCGAGAAAUCAGGCGAAAGCUGCAAAAUGCCGGACAUCUCGUCAUUGCCACGGACGGCAGUGCAAGCCCAGAGGAAGGAAGCGUAGGAGGAUGUGGCGGCGCAACGUGGUGGGCAAGCGACCUGAACUGCGAUCAUGAAGUCAAUGAAGACUUUGCCGAUUGGUAUCCGGUAGAGCCGAUGUGCACAUCGACUGCGAUAGUGGAAACACCACUAAAAGACGCAAUAGUAGACUCUUUUGAUGCUGAGACUUUUGCUCUUGUAAAUCAAUGCAAAAAGACGACAGAACAUCUGCGAAAAUACAAGAUGUCGCACCUGAUAAAAAAAGUCAGCUUCUACCUUGACCCAAACAGUGUACUGGAAGGCCUUGCGAAUAUGCAUGAGGAGUCAAGCGUCAUGUUUUUUCACAUCGUGAACGCUCUAGAAGAACUGCGAGACGAGUGUAUGAAACACCACUGCAAGUACAAACAUGCUGACCCGGAGAUGCCUGCUAUUGCACCAGAGCAAGAGCUAGGGUUUGAAUUUAUAUGGAACGCAGGGCACAGCGGCCUCUUUUUCAAUGACCUUGUUGACAGCCUGGCAGGUCAAGCAAAAAUUAGGCAUGACAGAGCAGUGACACAAGGCCAGCAUGCAAAUGUGUAUCGAAAAGAAAUAACUGCGUCGAUUCUGAGAAGAGUACUCACGAAGCGCAUAAGAUACUGGAUCGGAGUAGCGGAAUGCUCAAAGCCGACCAGUGCGCCGCAGCUGGUGGAGAGGGCGAGGGAGUUCGGAGCAUUCCGACCGAAAGCAGGAACCUUCCCGACGAGAUACUUGGAGCUGCUGUAUUUCUACUUGUACUCAGGGGUAGUACCAUGUGGCAUUUUGGGGGCAGGUGAAGCAACGCAUGAAGAUGAUGAAAACGACCCAGAAAAGAAAAAAUAUUUUCAGAAGUGUACACUGUGUGAUGAACGAACUGAAGGGCACGCGUCGCAUCUUGUCAUGGCCUGUAAUAGCCCAGCGGCGCUAGCAGCCCGACUGCAAAUUUUUGGGGCAGCGACGAUUCCAAUCACCUUGGAAAAUGAAAAAGAAGUAUUUGCCCAGCCGCAGAAGGUGUUUCGCUUCAUACACGAAGCCAACAAAGGAAAAAAAUUCCUGAAAAAUUUUGCAUGUGAACAGAUCGAGAAAAACCUGCACUGCAUAAAACCAAGGAUGCAGGCGGAGACCAAAGCGAAAACGCAGGAGGAGAACACCUACGAACAACUAGGGUGGCAGUAUAAAAGUAUACAAGUAGACUUACUAGAGGAAGAUAUCAACACCACCAGCACACCAGUAGAAGACGAAAUAAAAAAUAGAGCUAAAGCGAAUACGGAUGCAAUUUUGAAAAGAUAUAAAGAUAGAAAGCGUGAAGGAUAAGAAAAAGAAGUGAUGAAGUAGACACAUGAUUCUUUUUUCUCCAUAUAGAGCUACAGCUGCAAAACAUAAAAGAAAUAUCGAGUAAAUUCAUAAACAUUCAACUUCGCCCCCUUUUUUUUUUGAAAAUGAAUAAAUAAAAUUAAACACACAGAAACUUUUUCAAAAGACAGAGAAUAUCCCUGCGCCAGACCUUGAUCUUCGCCGCUGUCAUCUUUUCUGGUGUGUUGAGAAAAGAAACUCAAGCAAGGCCGGAGGAAAAACAAGAUCAAGAUGGAUGGGCCGAGACAUCCAGGCACAGCUCGAGCGGACACGAGCAAAAAGCCAAAAUGAUACGUGAGUGCCGAUGGUACGCGCGAGAUCUUUGCUCAGGCAACAGGGGAGAGGCACAAGAAGACAUGGCGCUGACGCAGGAAGGCGGCUGUAGCACAACAUAGAGCAAAGGCAUUACAAUACAGGGCUCUUUUGAUUCAAUAUCAAGUCUAAUUUGUAAUGCAUAGCUGAGGCCUGCCUCUCAAUUUUUGUUGCUGCUUUAUAUAGAUUUUAGUGCCGGAUACACGAACAACAGAAAAGAAGUGGGCAAGAGGACUUUAAACAGAAACAGAAUGACGCUCAUGUGCUGCAGAAGAGACGUGUUUUUUAUAUAUGAAAAUAAACGGAAAGAGGUGGAAGUUUUUCAUAGACCACCGAGACGAAAACUGCGACCAAAAAAGUGCUGGCGCAGAGCGCUUUUCUUUUAUCACCCCGAAAGGCCAGAAAACGGGAAUUGGCGGCACGAGCAUGAUCAAACCGGCUACAGAGCGAAAGACGUGCCGAAAACAGCUCUUCUAAACCCGGGAGCCCUCCUGCCCCGGAGGUACAAGUUUAGAAACAAUGGAUCAACAGAUCACGGAAGACGCAGGGAAGUAUGACUCUUAUAUAUUUUUGUGAAGUUCAAAUAGAUCAGACAUGCCAAGGCGAGCUUGCUCAUAUAAUUCUAAAGCUAGCUAGACAGAUCCUGCCUAAGUAACGAAAGUUCACCAAGAUCAAGAUGCUGAAUCUCCAAGGUGUAGAAGGACCUUGUGUCCAUCAAUUUUAGGCAUGUGUGAGAAGUCUUUUUUUUUCAGACUCUUCUCUAUUUAUUUUCCUCUCCGGCUUGUUGUAAAGAAGGGACUUUAAAAGCCAUGCGCCAGUCACUGGAUGUGGUUGUGCUGUUGGCAGCGCGGUACAACCGAACAGACUGGAAUGGUGAGUAAGCGUCUUCUCUUCCAAAAUAUCGAAUGAAGGGGGUUGAACAGUGAAGACUAAACAGUGGAAAAGGUAGAGCGACAUUGCCGAAGAACCUUCAACCAGCACUAAGAGUCUUAACGAUCUGACUUUUGGCGCUGAGUUGCUUUCUCCGAACCCCGAUUACAGUGGGGGGAGGAGUUAGCAGGCAGUGUCAUCCCGGGCGUCCGUUCCACCGCAGACGUGAAUGUGAGGGACCGUGCAAAUGAGGAAUAGCACAUUUGAGCAAGGACCUGGGGGUUGUAUCUCCAACUGCAAACACGCAACCCAAUGAGUUCAAAUCCAGCGGGCGCAUGCUAAACGAACACAAGAGGAAGAGCGAAGUUUUGAGGACGACGAGAAAAGCAGAAGCCAUGGCCAUCCUUCUCCGUCGUUAUUAAGACUUUUAUAUGCCUUUUGUCAGUAAUUUUUAUAAAAAAAAAAAAAAAUGAGAAAUGUAAUUUGUCAUGCUGUUUUGCGUUGUGACGGAGAUUUGUCAUGCAUAUUUGCAAUUACUACCAGUCCGAUACUUUUGCACAGGAUAUAAGACCGACGGGGACUAUUUCAUCCAAGAAGAGAACAAGCAGGAGCUGCAGCAGGAAAUCCACCAGAUAUUCACUGCAAAAGUAUCUUCGUACUAGUAUGUAUGAAUAGCAUGACAAAUUUAUGUCCUCAGCAUCAGAAGUGGAAUUUGUAGUGCUGAUUUUUUGAUAAUGAGAAAGGGAUUUGCAAUGCGUGACUGCAAUCAGUACGAGUUAACGAUACUUUUGCACUGCAUACCAGAAACUUAUCGACGACUACCAUUUGUACGAAACGUGUCCGAACGUGCACGUCACCUUUCACGCAACUUCUAUCUAUGAUCACUCGGUUUUCGAGGCGAUGAGCAAAGUCGUGCAGAAACUCAUCCCGGAACUCCCGGUUUUAGAGCAGUUGAUCGAUUUGUUAGUGACCAACUGCCGGAUGGAGAAGGGUUUUUUGUUCGAUGUGGUGUCCAAAAUCUACAUCGCCACAGACAGCGGCGCGGACGACAAUCCGACGUACCAGUGCUACGAGUUGUGCUCAGACAUGAUCGACGUGGCGAUCGACAUCAGUUGCAUCUAUGGCCUGACCACGGAGGAAGGAGAUGCGUACGCGGGAAUUACGAUCGAUUCCAAGUCGAGCUGCAUCAUACAGAUGACGAACGGUACUGUAGUUGGUUUUGUUUGUUUUUUUUUUUGAUGGGCUUGCAGAUGCAGCAGGGAGAAGUGGACAGUGUCAUUCAUGAUGCAGCAAUCGCAAUGCGAAAAAUGCACCAUUCGCAUUGCAGGGAUCAUGUUGAGAGCAAAUGAAUCAAGUGCAACAUUCGUGUGCAGCUGUAUCCAUUGAAAACACUACAAGCAACAACAUGAUCACCACUAGGUCUUCUCCUGUACCUGAAGCAAGUGGAGCAGUUCCUAGCUUUCGCGUGCAUUAUAUGACGGUGCACAGCUCCCCUUCCCGCUCCCCCCAUUUGUCAUGCAGAAUACCCAAUCCACCCUUUGGUGCAUCGUGGCACUGUUUGCAUGACAAGUUCUGGUAGCCCAAAUGCAAAUUUGCCAUGCAAAACCGGCACUCUUGCUGAUGCUUGUCUUGCCGUUCAUGCUACACAAAUGAGGGGGAGGGGGGUGUGCACUGUUAUACCUUAUCCGCGAAGAGAAUUUCGACCGGCAGCAUUUAUCAAAUGUAAAAAUGUCUGGGUCUGGAAGAAUGCAACUUGUCAUGCUAUCUUUGGAAUCCAAAAAAAUCUGUAUUGCAUGACCAGGAAGAGGAGCCCAGACUGUGCUACGUGGAGAGGGCAUUUGUAAUGCGGAAUAGGCAUCAGGAAGCCCUCUAAAAAUCUGUGAUGCUAGGUCGUGCAUUACAGACAUUCUGGGUCAUACAAAACAUGCAUGACAAGUCUCAGAAUCUUCCAGACCCAGACAUUUUUACAUUUGAUAGCAUUUGAUGGAUUACAACAUCAACGUGUUAAAGGACGUAUCCUGUGCAAAAGUUUCGUAUUCGUAAUUGCAGUUGUGCAUUACAAAUUUUUUUCUCAAGGUAAAGCCGCAUUACAGAUUUUAUGUCUCAUGCUGAGGGAAUCUGUCAUGCAUUUAUACAAGUAUCGGAUACUUUUGCAAUUCAUAAGACGCACUGAAGGAACUGUCAGUAGCAACCCUGAACAACGGCGUGUCAAUACUACAGAAGCAGCAAGCGACCGGCGUGCCAGCCAACGCGUACAACAAUCCUCAUUACCAGCAGCUCGGGUGAGCUGCAGCAGGGGUCCUGACACCCCCUAUUGACGAGGUCCCUUGCUGAGGAGGCGUUGUACGAAUUCUAUUGGAAGGGCCACAAGCGUUAUAGCGACAGCACGACGUAGAUCAUGUUGAAGGGCGAAAAGGAUGAAUAACAACUUAAGCGACUACGACAAGGAUUAAGUACUAGCAGAGUCGUGCAGCGAAGUUGGACUUCUUCUUCCUGGCACUUCUUGACUACAGAGCUCCCCGUCUCAACGAAGGACAUAGGUGAGCUGCCGUCUGAGCUCGAUAUUUGGA